AUGUCGUACCCCUCAACGCCGAGCGGGGCAGCGCCCUACGCACACCCAUAUCACGCACAUUACCCAGUAUAUCCGAAUGCGGGCACUCCUACUGGAAUGCAGCCACCAUAUCCGUACAUGUACGGCCAUGGACAGAUCCCGCCAGGUUAUAUGCCUCAAGGAGGGCACCCGGUCUUUGGGAUGCCUGGAGCUCAGGGAUAUUAUAGAGAUGCAGAUGAUGGAUCCCAAGAUGAAGAGGAUGAAGAGGCAGCCAUGAUGGAGGACGAGGAGGAAGUCGACGAGGAGAUGCCGCUGGAUCAGCAAAGUGCUGAGAAGGCGAUGAAGCACAUGAUAUACACACAAUUAUUUCUCGAGGGAUUCGAUGGCGGGCGUGAGUCUGCAGUAAACAGGCUGCUCCAUGAAACUGUCGCGUUCAUGCAAAAGCUAUAUCAGGCAACUCAGGAAUAUGGCUCUGCAGCUGGUCGUUCGGCACCCAGCGCACAAGAUUUUGUUGCUGCAUGCGCCGACCUGGGUAUCACACCAGAAAUGUUGAAGCCCAAACGAAAACCUGGCUCUUCCAACCUAAAAAAGGACAAGAAAGCUGAACAUUCCGCUGGGAAACCGAAAAGGCGCAGGCGAAAGCGACGAACAAACUUUGAUCCAAGGCAUGCAAACUUGAUCCCUCGCGACCUAUCUUCGCCCGAGCCAGAGUUGCUACCCAGCGAGGAUAUGCCCCACGUUCCCGCGACGCUUCGCAGCUUUCACAAUGUCCCUUAUCUUCCGUCCUAUCCGCCCAAACAUACAUACAUCCGCAGUCCGCCCUCGCCUCCACAGCGAUCCUCGCUUACUGCGAAUUUGGACAAGAGGAUGCAAAAUACAGCCAAAGUGCGUGCCGCCCUCAAGAACCUAAUGGAUGCUGCAGAUCUCCAAGACGAGGACGGCGGCAAGCAAGGAGACGGCAAACCAAAAUUCAAGCUUACGCAGUCGAGUCUGGUGAACUGGCAGGACAGCUUCAGCACCACCAGGAAGCGAUGGAAGGUCAGCAAGUGA
Messenger RNA from Serendipita indica DSM 11827, 1029 nucleotides. NCBI's taxonomy places the organism in Eukaryota, Fungi, Basidiomycota, Agaricomycetes, Sebacinales, Serendipitaceae. The record is from the annotation of a GenBank genome assembly.